AUGCAGCUUCCAAGGUUCCUGUGGCCGCACGGAGGAUCGUACAGUCGGCCGGAGGGGCAGGAGGUGGAGUGGACCACAGCGACGAUUUUUCCGGCACAGUCUUCCGUCGGUGCCAAUGUCGUGCGCAGGUUUGAGAGAGGCAUUCGCCUGGCGUUGGGAGGCGCGCUGGUGUACGUACUCUCCAUGAUCGAUAUUCCCUCGCUCGACUACUCGUUUCGCGCACUAGUGGCGCUGAUGUCCCUGGGUGACCCGCAUGGAAAGAUUGCAGCCGUUAUCGUAUUUAGCCUGUUUGUGCUGUGGGCCCUUGGUCUAAACGUGGGAAAACACAAGGAGAUGACCAUCAUCGGCUCCUAUAUUUUCAUGUAUGUCAUGCCGCUAGCAACGCUCAUUGCGUUACCCUAUGCUGUCGGAGGAGUUACGAUUCCCAUUUCCCCGGAGAUCAUCCUGAAACUGAAAACGUUUCUAGAAAGCGGGUCUCCGACGGCGCUAGAGCUGGUAAUUCAGGUCUUGGCCGGGUACGUGGGAGAAAACCCUGAAAACGUUAGGGCCUUCAUAAACAAGUUUUUUUCCGAUCCGCGGCUGGUUAACCUGAUUAUCUUGAAAAUCAACGCCCAGACGCACGCACAAGUGCCGCUGUUUCCAUUCAUCGGGAAGCUCGACCCCGCAGUCGUCCUGCAGAAGUUCAUGACAGUCAUUUUCUCCCUGUUUCCGGGGGACAAUGUUAUCGAUCUUCACUUCUCACUAUCAAAAGUGGAUGAACUGGAUGCAGCAUAUGACUGGCUCAAUGGUGCCCCGUGCAGCGUGUACGGGACACUCAACUCCGGCAUUUACAUCACCGUGGAGACGGGCCUUUGGCUAAUCCGAGUGCUGUGGACAGCUGAUGGCCGAGUAGGCUUCCUCCGUAAUCUCAUUGCAUUUGCUGCCCUUGGCUACGCUAUUUGGGUCCUUGUCAUGCUCAUCCCUCCUAUUCAUCGGCAACGCGACGUCGUUCGGAGAGAUAUGGCAAACUGCACGAUCAACAUCAACCGAUGCCUUCGAGCGACGCGGGAAGUACUUCACUGUCUGGAGGCUUCUCCAGAGUCAGUGGCGCCGAACGGAGGGCGACACGGCUCACAUUCUCCCAUCUUGGGCUCCUCUGGACGGGCCAGCGAUCGUGCAGGGCAUCGACCUGCUUGCCCCAUCGCGGAAGCACUGAGGGACACGGGCGACGCCAGCAACCAAGCCCAUACAGCCACGAAGCCCCAUCAGGGUGCCGCCUAUCGAGAGGGAGACUCGAGGGGGGGACAUACGAAGCUGGCAGUCUCGCCUGGACCAGGGGUGCCGCCAAGUCCGUCGUACAUAAAGGCAAUCUCCUUCUCCUCCGCAAAAUUCGUCGAGGCGGUUGUGCCGUUGAAGCAGUCCAUUGUGAAAUUGACUGAAGAUCAGAAGCGCGUGUUUAUGUCAGGAAUGGAGCCAUACAUGCUGAGUGUAGGGCCCAGGGUUUUCGUGAUGAAGGAGGUGAACGAGGUCCGAGAACGGCUGCUUCAAUGCGCCUCGUAUGUGCAACAGCUUUGCAAAGUACUCUUUGACGUCGUACGAACCAGCGUAGUGAACAGUGAGUUCUCCAUAUGGACACCGACAGUGUACAAAAUUGAAGCGAUCAUCGCUAAAGCCGAGGAGCUUUACCAGACUUGCGGGGAGCUCAUUAUGAUGCAGCCUGCAAGAAUCAACCGCGAAAAACACCGGGAGAUUGUGGACGAGAAGCUGGCGCACCUGAAAGAGCUCGAGGUGGAGCUCGCCAGUCUGCAUCAGGAUAUUAGCGCACUGGCGAACGAAGCCACAGACAAAGUGUUCUACGAGUUCGGUGGUCCUCCCCCAGCUACUGACGUGUCGUCCAGUCGAGGUCGCUCUCCCGCAGCUUCUCCGGCCUCCAAGGCUGAAAUGCCAUCGCCGGGUAGCCCCGUGGCCGCGCCGAAGGUCGAAGACACUGAAGCCGUCCGCCCAGCUCAGAAGGCUACCCAGUCGCAAGGCGAGUUUGGCGCGCCGCCGCCGGCAGGUUCCGAGGCGGAUGCUCCAGCCCCUGAAGAAAACUCACAGGCUUCUGGCCAGCAGUCGCAACCCCCGCCUCGUUCGCAGGCACUUGGAACGUCAAAGCAAGAGGAUCCAAGUGGGGGAGUGGGUGUGGGAGGUCCGGUAGACGCAGUUGCACUCAAGCGUGGACUUUCGGAAAGGGGAGAGGCGCGACACGGGGCCGAUGCAGUCGGGGACGCGAGGACUCGGCGACACCAUACCCACGCGGGCCACAGAUACGAGUCAAAGGUACCGAAUUCUUUCGCUUCCUUGGACCAGAAGGAAGCGAGAAACGUCAGCAGGACGAUGGAUCACAUGCCCUUGUCGAUGGCGCUUGUGGCCAAGUACCAUGCGGCCUACAAGGAGCCUGUCGCUCUGGCGAAGGCAGUCCAAGCGUUGCACGAGGCUCAACGUCGCAAGACGUGGAAGAAUCUUCUCGUAAACAUCGCGUUCCCCUUCCUCCCCAUGAUGGUCCACGCUGCAAGGCUUACCAUUACACCCCUUACGCAAUUCUUGUUUUGGCGCAAGACGUGGCGUGGUCGGGAUGCGUGGUGGCGACAUCCGGAAUUCUGGCAUCUCGUCAAGUUUUUCAUUCCCAUGAUCACCCUUUUUUCAGUCGCCGUGUUCGAAAAGGACGUGCUGCAAUACACUUGGGGCCAAGAACUCACAGAUGAGCCAGUGAUUCUCGACUACUGCCUUCAAGGCGUCACGACGCGAACAGUGCCGUGGAUCAUGCUCGGUUUCCUCACCUGCCUUCAAACUACGUACAACGGGACGGUUUUCCGCGGCAUGAACCGUAUUAUCGGUAUUGUUGCUGGAUCGGGCACAGCGUGGAUUGUCAUGUACGUCUGCGGUCACAGCGUGGCGAAGAUUGUUUGCUUCAGUGUGGCUAUCCUCUUUGUCGUCGUCUUCUGCACCACUGACAUGGAAAACCCGAACUACGGCUUCCACGCAGUCUGGGGCUACGCUGGCAUGGUCUCCACAUACACCCACACUCUCAUCGUUGGUCUUGCCUUCGAAUCCCUAGGAGGCCUCACAGGAUCGCGAGAUUACCUCGUGGUGACCAGAAUCGUCUCCAACCUCCUUGGCAUAUUGCUGGCACUCGUCGUCGCCCACGUGCCCCCGGUUUGCAGCGGCAACAAUUCCGCGUCAGAGCGGUACGGAGAUUCGCUCAAGUGCUGCGCGCAGGCCAUCGAGAAGGCAGUCCAGUAUUUGCUGGAGGCUUCCGAAACCGCAGCCGACCCGGUGCUGGAAAAAAUGUCAAAUUUCCGGUUCAAUGCACAAGUGCCUCGCACCGCGAACAACUCGCCGGAGUCCUUGACCACAGCAGGCAAUUCGCAACAAGCCUCACACAUUGAUGCGUAUUUCCCGACACUCGCCCACGCAGACGCUGCAGGCGCGGUGACCGUAGCCGCUGCUGCGCAGAACGCGAUGCCAUUGAUUAGCCCGGUGGAGGUGAAUGAGCAUUCUGGACCCAAGUCGUCCCCUGGCGCGGAAAGGCCGGGAAUCCGGUCGAAGGGGGCGAGCCUGACCAACACACUUACGGGCCCAGACGCUCGAAUGUCCGGGAACUCUGGAGACGCAAACGGUGUAUCUCUGCCGAAUGUCAAAGACGUGCCGGAUGACUCUCUGCAGGAGGCUCUGAGACUUGUUCGAGGGCCUGCAGCAGACUAUCUGGAAGCAGGACAGCGCUUUUACAAGGAGGGUUGCAGUAAACUUUUGUACUUCCCGUGGCGAACCAAUCCUGUGCUCGAAGAAGUUUACCUGGCUGUGGGAAGCAUGAGGAAACGCGUGGAAAACAUGUGUGAGUUGCUCAAAGAUUUUAUGACUGAGGGCUAUGGCCUCGACGAUCGAAUGUUUGCGUUCUCUGAACCGCCCACUGACAAGGAAGGAGAGAACGCACCUGAAAAGCCACGUUCUCGUCCUUCUCUCGGGAAUGCCGGAGACGCUCCUUCUGCAGGCAAUGAUGGCCCACAGGCGGGCGGCGAAAAUGCCACCGGAACGGAAGCCGGGGACAAAGCUGCAGAUGGUGCAUCGUCGACGCCGGAGAUUGUCGUUCACGCCGUUGCCGCUGCGAACAAGCAGCGAGGCUACGGAGACAAGCGAAAAGGCAGUCUCUAUGUGCUCAAAGAAGGCAAUGCAACGGCGAUCACCGAACUCUUUAAAACCAACUCCGGUGCCCAGCUUCGACGCGAAAUGGCAGCCGCUGUUCGGGCGUUGACAGAGUUGUCAGACGCAGUGACGAUGGAAUUGAGGAUUCUCGUCCCAACCACAGUCGAUAGGUUCAUGGAGCGUCUUACUGGGUCGAAAAAGAACACCCAGGUGGAGCCAGAACUUCCAGAUGCGGUUCAUGAAAGAUGCCGCGACCACGCAGAAACUGCCUUCAGUCACUUGUUGCUGACGCUGUCCAGCUGUCUUGUAGAACACCGCCUACUCUUCGAGGAAAGUAUUGCUCGAAGGCGCGCGGCGGCUUUCACGGUGAUGGCGGUCAUAUAUUACCUGGACAUGCAGAAGCGUUCCCUUGAUAUUAUUCGCGAGUCUCUGGUUGCGCGCCGGGAAAACACUCCACAGGAUGGCUGGUGUCCUUGGUGUUGCCGACCAGGCGUGGAGACGCUUGGUAUUGACUAA
This is a messenger RNA of Neospora caninum, 4677 nucleotides long. RefSeq lists its product as hypothetical. The transcript has 8 exons. Lineage: Eukaryota; Apicomplexa; Conoidasida; Eucoccidiorida; Sarcocystidae. The coding region runs from base 1 to 4677 and encodes 1558 amino acids. The record is from RefSeq and is a predicted model, not a curated record.